Saprolegnia diclina VS20 is the source of this 2214-nucleotide messenger RNA. RefSeq lists its product as hypothetical. Gene Ontology annotation, cellular component: kinetochore; mitotic spindle; nuclear envelope. The transcript has 10 exons. The record is from RefSeq and is a predicted model, not a curated record. The coding region runs from base 20 to 2170 and encodes 716 amino acids. Lineage: Eukaryota; Oomycota; Saprolegniomycetes; Saprolegniales; Saprolegniaceae. Gene Ontology annotation, biological process: attachment of mitotic spindle microtubules to kinetochore; mitotic spindle assembly checkpoint signaling.
UUCUGCUCCAGCACCAGAGAUGGAGGAGACGCCGCCGCCUGCCCGCGACGGCUUCCUGCAGAACACGCGCUACAUCUCGCCGAUCGAGCGCAGCGAUUCGCCGUCGCACCUCAUGGUUAGCAGUGGCUUGGUCGACAGCAGCCGGGGCACGGUCCAGGAGUCUGGCAUCGAGAUCACGCUGACGCCAUCGCCAGCGAGCUUCACCAGCGGCUCGAAGCGCCCGCGGUCCAGCAUCGAGAACGCCGCCAUGAGCCGUAUCGACAUUCUCACGCAGGAGCUUGAAGCGGCGCGCAUUGCCCAGGAGCAAACGCACAGCAAACACGAGCUUGCGAUGGCCGCCAAGGACAGCGAGAUCGCCAAGCUCAAGCGCCAGCUCAAGAUGACCAUGGACGAAGAAGAAAAGAUGCGCAGCAAGGUCGAUAUCCUCAACGAAGAAAGCACGGACCUUCAGCGAGCGUACCAAGAGCUGCGUGCGGACUUGGAGCAGCAGCUGCGGACGGCCACGGACGAGAUCGUCGUGUGCAAGGAGCGCAUCGAGGAGCUCGAGACAGAGCGGAACCACACAGCGCACGAAGCCAACACGAUCAUUGAGAAUCUGCGCGACGAGCUGGACGAAGCCAACAGCAAGCUCGACAACGAAGACGACAGCGCCGAAGACGACGACGAGCACGACGCAUCGUCGUCAUCGCCGGCCAUGGCGUCCGAAAUCCGCCUUUUGCAGAUGCAACUCGACGAGCAAACGAUCCUGGCUUCGAAUGCGCAAAAGGCACUCGAAGAGGCCCAGCAGACGCUCCACGACGCGGCCGAGCUCCGAGCGCUGCGCCAAAAGGUCGCCGACCUCGAGAAGGCCAGCAAGCGCGACCGGGACGAGAUGCAAGUGCUGCGCGUACAUGCCAAGAACCAAGAAGUCUUGACCGAGCAGCUCACGACACUACAGCGUUUGUUGGACGCGAGCGAGCAGCGCGCGUCGGAGAAGACCGAGAUUCAUGUGGCGUACGAAGCACUCCUCGAGAACGAGCGCGAGUGGAAGGAGCUCUUCGAGCCGCUCCUCACCGACCCAACGAACGGUCUUGAUCCGCACCUCGUCGAGACGCACCCAACCAAGGCCGUGAGUGAGCUCUUCGUUGCACGCCAAAGCGACUUUGAGGCCCUCUUGCUCCAGCGCGGCCAACUGGAGCUCCAAAUGACCAAGCUCAGCAGCCGCUUGGAGGCCGCGACAAACGAAGCGCUGACAUGGGAAGCCAAGCACGCGCAGCUCGAGGCCGAGCUCACGGACGCCAAGUACCAUGUACGCGAGAUGGACAAGGAGACGCGUGUGUGCACCCGCAUGCGCGAAACAAACCUCGACCUGACGUCGCUCCUCAGCUCGUACGAGGCCGGCGAGACGACCGAGGCGCGGCAGCUCGUGCAGCAGCUCAAGGAGGCCCUUGCGCGCUCGGAGUCGGUCAACGCGGAGCUGCAGCAGGCGCAGCGCACGAUGGCGUCGCCGGCGCUCAUGGAAAAGCAGCAGGGCCGCAUCACCGCGCUCGAGCGGUCCAUCAGCGACGAAAAGGCCGAGAACCUUCGCCUCGCCAAAGCGAUCGUCAAGCUCGAGACGGACCUUGCGCUCUUUGAGAAGCGUCUCGGUCGCGGAGAAUUCAACCCGCGCACAACCAAGGUCGUCCACAUGAUGCUGAACCCGACGUCGCACCAUGCGCUGGCGCCCGAGCCAGCCGACAUUGUGGCGCUUCGCGAGGAGAACGAGCGGCUCAAGGAGACGCUGCAGCAAGCGACGCACCAGACGCCGCGCGCCAAGCCGCCGACGAGCGCCGCCAGCAUCACAACGCCGCACGAGACGGUCGAGGGCCUGCGUAUGCUGAACCAGCGCCUCAAGGAGGUGUUUCGGGACCAAAUCAACAAGUACCGCGAUGCGGUGUACCGCGUGACAGGCUACAAGAUCGACCUCAAGAAGAACGAGCUCUCGCUCCGGUCCAUGUACGCCGAGAACGAGGCCGAUGAGAUCAAGUUUCGGCUCGUCGACGACGAAAACAUGGCGCUGCUCGAAACCGACUUCUGCGCGUCGCUCGAUCCCAAGUACCUCGGGUACCUCAGCCACUGCAACUCGCCGCCCGCGUUUGUGAGCACCGUCACGCUCAACCUCUUUGAGAAGCAGACGUUCCAGCCCAAGUAGGAGCUCUCUAACCCACCACAAUAUUGUCUGUGUGCUUGCCGACA